Messenger RNA from Ramularia collo-cygni, 807 nucleotides. RefSeq lists its product as uncharacterized. NCBI's taxonomy places the organism in Eukaryota, Fungi, Ascomycota, Dothideomycetes, Mycosphaerellales, Mycosphaerellaceae. The coding region runs from base 1 to 807 and encodes 268 amino acids. The transcript is spliced from 3 exons. Gene Ontology annotation, biological process: mycotoxin biosynthetic process. The record is from RefSeq and is a predicted model, not a curated record.
AUGGUUGAGACGAGACCGAGAUAUCGACAACUGCWGGGAGAAGAUGACCAUGGUCUUGCUGCAGUCGCUGCACAGCGUCGAUCUCCGACAACAACGAUUAUCGUUGCAAGCCUGGUCAUGUCUUUGGCAAUGAACAUAGUCUUGACUUUUCUGCUUUUCUCGAGAACCCCCUCCGAUCGGACAGGCUACGCGGGCUUAACAUGGAACAUUCCCAGUACGAUGGGGAACUCGUCUCGAUUCAUGGACCGCCAUCACAAAACGAAGACGGAUCAGGCGUGGGACUCGAUAAACUUCGAUGCUGGAAUGAUUGCAAUCAGUGACGAAGAAGUGCGAGUACUGAGUCUACCGAGAUCUCAGCGCUUUCCGUGGGACGAUUCCAAGGGCAUUUAUCUGCUCAAUGCAUAUCACAACCUGCACUGCUUGAAAUGGCUUUGGAAGUCUCUCGCCAAAUUUCGGGAUGGCAAGGAAUUCGGAAAUCUUGAUUGGCAUGGUUUCCACUGCCUGGACUCCCUGCGACAAGACACCAUCUGCUAUGCUGACGAUACCCCGAGAUACACCGGAGAAGGGCAAAACAACGAAACGAGCGGGUUCCAUCAAGCACGAAUGUGCCGCGAUUGGAGCAAGCUUGAGCAAUGGGCAAACGAACGAUCGUCUUGCUAUCGGUUUCUCAAGAAUGGUGUCGACGACCCUCUGGAUAGACACAAGUUCUGUCCGGAGAACAGCCCUUACAGCGAUGUGAUUGCGACAAUCUACGGACCGACUGAGGAAAACAGACUGGUUGGGUUAUACGGAGAAAUGGCUUCGUGA